This is a messenger RNA of Dichotomopilus funicola, 783 nucleotides long. RefSeq names its product lysozyme-like domain-containing protein. The transcript has 3 exons. The coding region runs from base 1 to 783 and encodes 260 amino acids. The record is from RefSeq and is a predicted model, not a curated record. NCBI's taxonomy places the organism in Eukaryota, Fungi, Ascomycota, Sordariomycetes, Sordariales, Chaetomiaceae. Gene Ontology annotation, biological process: cell wall macromolecule catabolic process; peptidoglycan catabolic process. Gene Ontology annotation, molecular function: lysozyme activity.
AUGAAGUUCACCAUCGCCGCCCUCGCCUCCUCCCUGGCCGUCGUCAGCGCCUACCCCAUCACCGGCACCACCGUCAACUGCCGCUCCGGCCCGGGCACCUCCUACGCCGUCAAGAAGAGCUACAGCCUCAACGACGACGUCAAGAUCUCCUGCCAGGCUGCCGGCACCUCCGUCAGCGGCAACAACAUCUGGGACAAGACCCAGGACGGCUGCUAUGUCGCCGACUACUACGUCCGCACCGGCGUCAACGGCUAUGUGACCGACAAGUGCGACGGCAGCGGCUCAUGCGCUGCGCCGGCGUCCAACUCGGCGACUGUUGAUCUGAUUGCUAAGUCGGAGGGCUUCCGCGCUAGCAUCUACACCGAUGCCACCGGCCACGCCACCGUCGGCUACGGCCACCUGUGCACCAAGUCCAAGUGCGCCGAGGUGCCCUACAGCAUCCCCCUCUCCACCGCCAACGGCAAGAAGCUGCUCGCUUCCGACAUGCGGAAAUUCGAAACCUGCAUCACCAACAUGCUCAACUCCAAAGCCGUCCUCAACCUCAACCAAUACGGCGCCCUGGUCAGCUGGUCCUUCAACGUCGGCUGCGGCGCGGCCGAGGGUUCCCAGCUCAUCAAGCGUCUCAACGCCGGCGAGACGGUCAACACCGUGCUGGCUGACGAGCUCCCCAAGUGGGUCCACGGCGGCGGUGUUGUGCUGCCUGGCCUCGUCACUCGUCGCAAGAAUGAGCUCGCGCUUGCGAAGACUUCGGGGUCGGGGGCUGCGCUGCCUGUUAAGUGCUAG